AUGUCCACGGCAAUGAUCCUUCGCACGUCGGCGAUAUGCAAGACGGCAGUCAAUGCGUACCAGGAUUUCACCAGGAAGCGGGUGGAGAAGCCAGGGGAGGAUAUUGGAGCCCCGAGCUUCCACUUCUUCACGCGCCUGGUGAUCAUGCUCGAGAAAGGAUUGCCUCACGACGCCGCGGAUUGGGUGAGGGAGAUGCUGUUCCGUCCUACGUACGGGAAGCCUGGGAGAGACGCGGAGAACCGGGACGGCGAUAACGUUGUCGGCCUGAAGCUGAUGAACCCCGCCGAGCUGCCGACAGCCAUGCUGACCAUGAAGGGGUGGGGCGGCGGCGGCGGGGGCGGCGGCGGCUGGAACCCGCAGGAGGUCACGCUCUUUGUCAGCGGCGUUCCAGUAGGCGUGCAGAGGCGCGAGCUCCUGCACAUCUUCCGGCAGUAUGCGGGCUUCUCUCACAUGCGGCAGGUCGACAGGGAGGACCACUGUCUGGUGUUCGUCUCGUUCGCCACGCAGGCCCAG
Messenger RNA from Prorocentrum cordatum, 513 nucleotides. Lineage: Eukaryota; Dinophyceae; Prorocentrales; Prorocentraceae. The record is from the annotation of a GenBank genome assembly.